AUGGGAACACCAGCGGAGGGACCGCCUCCGAUGGACUACCACGGCUCACAGCACCACUACACCACCACCGCCGCCGCAGCCGCCAACUCCAACUCCAACUCCAACGCCAACGCCAACACCAAUAACACCACCACCGCCGCCGCCGCCGCCGCCAACCACACCAAUGACCCCCAUAGCAAUGGCCUCAUCCGCCGCGCCACCGACGACGCAACCUCGUCGUCGUCGCUCGCCCCCCACGACCGCCUGGCCUUUCCCUCGCGCUCCGCCACCGACCCCGGAGAGCACAACCAGCCCGCCGCCAAACCAAAGCGCACCGGCAAAAUCUGCGGAAAGUGCGGAGAAGGACUGACGGGCCAGUUUGUGCGCGCCUUGGGCGAUACCUAUCACCUGGAAUGCUUCACCUGUCACUUUUUUCCCGUUCCCGAGAAGCCACCUGGUCAGUACCCGCUGUGCGAGACCGACUAUUUCCGACGCCUCGACUUGCUCUGCUUCGAGUGUGGCCAGGCCCUGCGCGGCUCCUACAUCACGGCCCUCGACCGCAAAUACCACAUUGAGCACUUUACCUGUUCCGUGUGCCCCACCGUCUUUGGCGCCUCGGACAGCUACUACGAGCACGAGGGCAGCGUCUACUGCCACUACCACUACUCGACAAAGUUUGCCCAGCGCUGCAACGGCUGCCAGACGUCGAUUCUCAAGCAAUUCGUCGAGAUUUUCAGAAACGGCCAGAACCAGCAUUGGCACCCGGAAUGCUACAUGAUCCACAAAUACUGGAAUGUGCGCCUCCACUCGACGGGCCAGCCCGUCAUCGAGCACCUGCACGACGCCGACAGCGAUGCUACCGACGAGGUGCGCGAGACGGUGCGCCAGCAAGAGGAGGAGAUUGAGGCCAAAGUCAACUGGAUCUGGAAGACGCUGUCGGCCUUUGAGGAAAAGUCGGCCACGUGCAUUUCCGACAUGCUUCUGCACGUCAGCAACGGCGCCUACGUCGACGGCGUCAUGGCCGCCAAAAAGUUCAUUGUCCACGUCGAGCUGCUCUUUGCCGCCGCAGACGCCCUCGACGCCCAAUUGGUCGUCAAGACGCCCAAGGGACUCACCUACUCGCGCGAAUCAAAGCUGCUCUGUAAGAAGGUGGUUGCUUUUUUCGCCCUCUUGACCCAGUCCCAGGGUACCGGUGUGCGCCGCCUGGGCGUGACCCAGGAGCUGUUGUCCUUGGUUACCGGCCUCGCCCACUAUCUGAAGCUCCUCAUCCGCAUUUGUCUGCAAGGCGCACUAAAAUUAGAGCGCGAAACGCGAAGCUCCAUUGGCCUGACCAACUUUCUGACCCAGGUCAACUCCCUGGAUGCGCGCCUAGAGGACGAGGCCCAGAGAGAUCAGGCGGCCGAGUCUGCUCGCCUGGUCCCAAGAUGGGCCGACGCGUGUCCCAUUUGCGACGCCCAGGUCGAGGAAAAGUGUUUACACCUAAACGACAUGUCGUUCAACUACAGUUGCAUGAUUUGCCGCGCCUGCAAUGCCGACCUCCGCCACGACACGCGCAACGCCUACUGGGUCCAGUCCAAGAGAAGCGUCUUGUGUCCCGCCUGCGCUGCCACCAGCGCUGAUGCUGAAAAGGGUUUUGAGCAAGUCACCAAACUCCGCCAGUAUGUUCAUCUGCUAAACGUCGCACACGCCCGCCUCAUGGCCACGCUGCGCUCCAGUGGCGCCUUGCCCCAUACCUCAGAUGACCCUAACUUGGCAGGCUAUGAUUCCUCCCAAGGACAUCGCCUGGGAGACGCCGACAAGGACGGCCAGCCCCCCCACCUGCGAUCAGACACUCGCUCCAAAUCCUAUGGCGGCAUGUCGACCACCGAAAGCCAAGUCAGCCAGAAUGCCGCUUACGAACAGUCCAUGUCCGAUAUCAAACGCCUCAGAUCGACUCGACUCGACAAGCAUCUCUCCAACACGAUGAAACGUGCCCGCGCAUCCCGUAUCAUCGACGGUCCUGAAGGCCUUGAUUCGGCUGGAGGCGAGGGGCAGUUGCGGGGUGGCAUGCAGAUUGUCCAAGAACGUGAAGGAAACGAAACCGACGCAGUCACCCUCGCCGUCAACUCGCUCGCUCUCGACGAUAUUGCGCGCAUGGCUGCCCUAGAACAGCAACGAGAGCAACGGCCCAAUGCUUUCCGCGCCGGUGGCAGCGCUCUGCUCGGACGAGACGAACAAGCCAGGCUGCAGACUGGCCACCGCCGCGACUUGUCCGGUGCUCAGGAUUUACAGCUAGUCAGCGAAGGUCGCCCACGCACCUACUUCUCAGAGCUUUCACCACUCGAGUACUUUAAGCUCAAGGGCCUUGCUGUUCUCCAGCUGGGACUUUUACUCGACGAUAGCCAGUACAACCAGGGCGACUUGCUCGACCUGAUUGAAUCGAAAAAGAACAACUUCUGGGGCAAGAUCGGAUUCGGCAAGGCUUUCAAGGGCGAUAAAGCCAAGCCAAAGAAGAACAUGACCAGCGUUGAGAAGCCCGUUUCCGACAAGGCUACAUUCAGGCAGUCUCUCGAAUACCUGGUUGAAAAGUUUGGCGACGAGUGCACAGAGGGUGUUGGACCCGGCGCUCUCAAGGUUCCGGCUCUGCUCCAGGACUGCAUCACGGCCAUGCGAAACAUGGACAUGUCUAUAGAGGGUGUAUUCCGAAAGAACGGCAACCUCAAGGCUCUACGUGAGUUGGAGGAGGAGAUUGACGCCAAUGGCGUCCAAAAAGUCGACCUGAACAACAAGAAUCCCGUCAUCCUGGCCAAUCUUCUGAAGCGCUUCCUCCGAUUGAUGCCUGAGCCGGUCCUGACGUUGAAGCUCUACAGACUUUUCAUGGUCGCCAAUGAUAUUCAGGAUGAGGUCCAACGAAAAAAGGUACUACACUUGGUGCUAUGCUUGCUACCCAAAGCCCAUCGUGAUACCAUGGAGGUGCUCUUUUGCUUCCUGAAUUGGGUGUCGUCAUUCCACACGGUAGACGAGGAAACAGGCAACAAAAUGGACACGUGGAACAUUGCGACUGUCAUGGCACCGAAUAUUUUGCGCGAGAGCAACGACAAAGAGGUCAAGAGCGUCGACCAAGGUGCGGUCAAGGUGGUGUUUGACCUGAUUGAAAACAACGACGAAUUCUCAGAGGUGCCCCCAGAAAUCAUGGAACUGCUUAGCGACGAAACAUCCGACAUGAGCGCCAAAGAAAUCAUGCGACAAUGGGAGCAGCGUGGAAAGAAUCCCAUUUCGGCCUCUGCACAACAGCCCAGAGAUCAGUCUGGCACCGCGUCUCGGAAGGACCAACGCAACGCACCCCAGAUUACCACGGCGGAUAACAAUCCCUCUGUUCAAGCCAGCGAGACGGCAGUUCGUCCGAUAGCAGGGGCAGGUAGCCAUGCCAGGAGCCAACACAGUCCCGCCCCGCCGACGGAUCGAGGCACGCCCAACCCUACCUACGGGCCCAAUCCACAACCGCAGGCAGAUGGCCACCGGACCGCUUCGCCUCAUCGACAUAGCUAUCGCUCGCCGGGAUACCAAAAACAUACACAAGUGGGCACAGCAGGUGCCGGGUAA
Messenger RNA from Exserohilum turcica Et28A, 3561 nucleotides. RefSeq lists its product as uncharacterized. The record is from RefSeq and is a predicted model, not a curated record. The transcript is spliced from 5 exons. Gene Ontology annotation, biological process: actin cytoskeleton organization; signal transduction. Lineage: Eukaryota; Fungi; Ascomycota; Dothideomycetes; Pleosporales; Pleosporaceae. Bases 1 to 3561 code for a protein of 1186 amino acids. Gene Ontology annotation, cellular component: cytoplasm.